CUCCAGGGACCUAGGCUAAGCUGCGCGCGCGUGUGUCGGCGCCCCAGCGAGAUGAGCGGAACCGGGUCCGCCGGCAUGGCCCGGGGGCUGCGCGUGGACGGGCUGCCACCGCUACCCAAAAGCCUGAGCGGGCUACUGCACUCGGCGGCGGGAGGCGCGGCGGGCGGCUGGCGGCACCUGGAGCGCCUGUACGCGCAGAAGUCGCGCAUCCAGGACGAGCUGAACCGAGGGGGCGCGGGCGGCGGCGGGGCGCGGGCGGCCGGGAUGCGGACCAAGCCCCCCAACCUGGACGCCGCGCUGGCGCUGUUGCGCAAGGAGAUGGUCGGCCUCCGACAGCUGGACAUGUCCUUGCUCUGCCAACUGUACAGCCUCUACGAGUCCAUUCAGGAGUACAAGGGAGCAUGCCAGGCAGCCUCCAGUCUGGACUGCACCUAUGCGCUGGAGAAUGGCUUCUUUGACGAUGAGGAGGACUUCCAGGAGCAGGGCUCUCUGCAGGACGGGCAGCACCGCAGCUCUCCCAGGGACCCGUCACCCCUUACCCACCUCUCCAGCAGUGACUGGAUUCUGGAGUCCAUCUAGUGCCUCUGGAGGGGUCUGUCAACACAGACUGGCAGCCUCUGUUUCAGCCUCUUCAUGGUGGACAGUCUGUGGGCAAAUGGGGACAUGCACCACUUGUUUAACUUGUGGGUGUGGAGUUCACUGACAUAGGGGACAGCCUGCUUAGUUGGCUGCAGGGUCUUACGGGUGACCCAGAGGCAGGUUAGAAUAUCCUAGAUGCCAUUAGUAGCACCUGCUGGAAGCUCUCACUGAAGGGUUCCGUGUGGAAAGCCUUCACGGGCAUCGGGUGAGGCUGCGCUCAGCAGGCUUCUUUGUAGGUGACAGCUGUGUUGUGCCCUCUUUGGCUGAGGAACGCCACCCUGGCGUGUGGGAUAUGAAGAGCAGCGUCUGCCUGCCCGGAACCCGCAGGGCAGUCUGCAUCUCUUCUUGCCACCGCUUAGCCGUUAGCCCCUUUGCUCAUUUAUUUGAAAGCUGCAUCAAUGAUUUUCCAGGAACUCCUGAGAGCUUUCUAGAAGGAGGAAAUAUUCUGCCACACUGGUCAACUGCUUUUCUGCAACUACCAAAACUGACAUCAGGUAUAGGUAGAGAAAAAAAAAAAAAAGCACGAAUAUACAUUCAAUUCUAGGGUGGGUGGGUGGUGGGGUGAGGAAACAUAUACUGGGACAACCUAGUAUUUGUAUCACCUGCCGUGAGAUGGUGGCUUGUGGUUACAGACUCUGAUUGUAACUUCAGUGCUGGAAAACAUUGUUUCCAAGCAGUACUUACCCGAAGCCUUAAUAUUAUUUAUUAAAACGCUUUAUGAGAAUUUCA
This is a messenger RNA of Mus caroli (Ryukyu mouse), 1368 nucleotides long. It is a transcript of the gene Fam89a, whose product is annotated as family with sequence similarity 89 member A. The record is from RefSeq and is a predicted model, not a curated record. Lineage: Eukaryota; Metazoa; Chordata; Mammalia; Rodentia; Muridae.